GUCGGAGCUUUGAAUCAGUGGCUGCGAGAUCCCUGCCCGGCCAGCAUCGGGGCUGCUGGAAGGAUGCCGAGCCCGAGAGCAGCGUUGCUGCUAGGGGCUGCAAUCCUGCUGGCGGCCACCGCCUCCUGCAGUCACACCACCCAAGGAUUCAAUAAAAACUCUAAAGGAAGAAGUCUAAUUGGUAAGCGGAAUGGCUCAUCUCAAGUCAUUGGAAAAGGAGUUACAAUGGGACCAGGCUUCUCCGUGGAUGAAUUUUCUGCCUCGGUCCUUACUGGAAAACUGACUACCGUUUUCCUCCCAGUCAUCUACAUAAUUGUAUUUGUGGUUGGUUUGCCGAGUAAUUGCAUGGCCCUGUGGGUAUUUCUUUUCCGAACACAGAAGAAGCACCCUGCUGUGAUUUACAUGGCCAAUCUGGCCUUGGCCGACCUCCUCUCUGUUAUCUGGUUCCCCCUGAAGAUUGCCUAUCACAUACAUGGCAACAAUUGGAUUUACGGGGAAGUGCUCUGCAAGGUGCUGAUUAGCUUCUUCUAUGGCAAUAUGUACUGUUCCAUUCUCUUCAUGACCUGCCUCAGUGUGCAGAGGUACUGGGUCAUCGUAAACCCUCUGGUGCACCCCAGGAAGAAGGCAAACAUUGCCAUAGGUGUUUCUCUGGGAAUCUGGCUGCUGAUUCUGCUGGUUACCAUCCCCUUGUAUGUUGUGAAGCAGACCAUCCACAUUCCAGCCCUUAACAUCACAACCUGUCAUGAUGUUUUACCUGAGGAGGUGUUGGUGGGGGACAUGUUUAAUUAUUUCCUCUCUCUGGCCAUUGGAGUGUUUAUGUUUCCAGCCUUCCUCACGGCUUCUGCCUAUGUACUGAUGAUCAAAGUGCUCCGAUCUUCAGCUGUGGACGAAAACUCGGGGAAGAAAAGGUGGAGAGCCAUCAAACUCAUUGUCACUGUCCUGGCCAUGUACCUGAUCUGCUUCACUCCUAGUAAUCUUCUGCUCGUGGUGCAUUAUUUCCUGAUUAAAACCCGGGGCCAGAGCCAUGUCUAUUCUCUGUACAUCACAGCCCUCUGCCUCUCCACUCUCAACAGCUGCAUUGAUCCCUUUGUCUAUUACUUUGUUUCAAAAGAUUUCAGGGAUCAUGCAAAGAACACUCUGCUCUGUCGAAGUGUCCGAACUGUAAAGCGGAUGCAAAUAUCCCUUAGCUCAAAGAAAAUCUCCAGGAAAUCUAGCUCUUACUCUUCAAGUUCAACUAGUGUUAAAACGUCCUAUUGAGCGCUCUAUCUCCCCAGAUGGAAGUUUUUUGGUAGGAUUUGGACCCUACUUAAUGUUAUGGGGAUGUUUCUGUUCUUUCCUAAUAGAGUGGGUCUUACCAC
This is a messenger RNA of Orycteropus afer afer, 1358 nucleotides long. Lineage: Eukaryota; Metazoa; Chordata; Mammalia; Tubulidentata; Orycteropodidae. The record is from RefSeq and is a predicted model, not a curated record.